UCCGCGUCCUACUCGGCUCGAUCUCUGCGUCCCGAGUGCUACCUAUUGUAGGAUUCACUCUUCUCCGGAGGCCAUGGCGCGCCUCACCCUGGAGCAAAUCUCCCACGAGAGCAUGGAUGGCACCGCGACCACCUCCCUUAGUCUCUCCCAUCGAGCACUUUCCGAUGUAUCGUGUUUGAGCAAUUUCCGGAACUUGGAGCGACUCGAUCUCAAUUGCAACUGCCUCUCAUCUCUCGAGGAUCUGUCGUCAUGCGUCAAUUUAAAAUGGUUGUCCGUGGUGGAAAACAAGCUUGAAACGUUGAAAGGUGUUGAAGGCCUUUCCAAGCUGAUGGUGUUGAAUGCUGGUAAGAAUAGACUUCGGGCAAUGAGUGAGAUUGAAUCUAUAACUAGUCUACGAGCUCUAAUCUUGAAUGAUAACAAGAUAUCCCACAUUUGCAAGCUUGAUCAGCUGGGAUUUUUGAAUACACUUGUUCUUUCUCGGAACCCAAUUUAUGAUAUUGGUGACUCCUUGAUGAAGGCAAAAUCUAUCACAAAACUAUCUCUUUCUCACUGCCAAAUUCAAGAGAUUGGAUCUUCCCUCAUUUCAUGUGUAGACUUAAAGGAAGCUAAAUUUGCUCACAACCAGAUCGGAACUCUCCCAGCUGACUUGGCUCAAAACACCAAACUUCAAAGUUUGGAUGUGGGGAGUAAUUUAAUUGAGAACUGGUCAGACAUAAAGGUCCUUUCUGCGUUACACAAUUUAAAAAACCUCAAUUUGCAGGGAAAUCCUAUUGCCGAGAAAGAUAAACUAGCCAAGAAGGUCCAAAAAAUGGUACCACGCUUGCGGAUAUUUAAUACUAGGCCAAUUGAAACUACAGCAGGAGCAGAAAGAUUAAGUCACAGCAAGGAUGAUAAGUUUCUUCCCUAUUCCAGCGAAAAUGAAGCAGCAACUAGACUGAACAAGAAUAGACUGAAAUCAGACGUUAAUGUCUCUAAGAAUGUUCUGCACAAGUCCGGCAAUGGUGAUGAUAAUCGACCAGCUUCCACUAAUGUAGUUGAAAAGGAAAUGGAAAAGAAAAAAUCAAAAUCGAGAGCCAAGAAAGCAGUUGCAAUGGAUGACAAUCCCCCCAGGGAUUCUACGGACUCACGAGUAGAUAAAAAGGCAAAAGGGAAGCAGCAUACGGAUAAAGAUGAAAUCAAGUUUGAAGGGAUUGAUGAUGUAGAAACACCAUUUGUGGACCUUAUUUUCUCAAAAAAUACCACCACUCAACAGGUUGAAGGGUAUAAGAAAGGCUAUGAAAUGGUUGCUGAUGGGAAACUUGUUGGAGCGUUGGUUCUGAAUAAUGCUAAAAAGAGGAAAUGGUCCAAAAGCACAUCAACAGAUGCAUUAGCACUACAGCUCCAGCCCCCUGCCUCAGAUGUUGGAAUGGGUGGGCCAUCAACAUGGGGAGAUUAGUUCAUAAGCGAACUCCUGCAAUUUGUGAUCUUGUUGUAACAGGCAAUUUGCGUGGAAGCUUUGAGCCUUAUGUGGAAUCUUCCUGUCUUGACAUAAAUUUUCAAUUCAAUCAUUUUGGUUUUUCUUA
Messenger RNA from Musa acuminata subsp. malaccensis (wild Malaysian banana), 1562 nucleotides. RefSeq lists its product as uncharacterized. The record is from RefSeq and is a predicted model, not a curated record. Gene Ontology annotation, molecular function: protein binding. Lineage: Eukaryota; Viridiplantae; Streptophyta; Magnoliopsida; Zingiberales; Musaceae.